Coccinella septempunctata (seven-spotted ladybird) is the source of this 3511-nucleotide messenger RNA. RefSeq lists its product as uncharacterized. NCBI's taxonomy places the organism in Eukaryota, Metazoa, Arthropoda, Insecta, Coleoptera, Coccinellidae. The transcript is spliced from 6 exons. The record is from RefSeq and is a predicted model, not a curated record. Bases 83 to 3262 code for a protein of 1059 amino acids.
AGGAACGCAGAAUCAUACUAACUGGAAAAUUUCAGGAGAGUGACUUCAGGAAGAUAAGAACUCCCCGCUGCAAGAAUAACUGAUGAAUUAUGCUCUGCCACUGAUAACAUCUAGAAGACUCAACAUGAAAUCUAAAGUUGUUUUUUUCGCUUUCCUCAAUUUUCUCUUAGUGAGCUCUGGAUAUUCUGAGCCUUCCCAAGCAACAAAUAACUUGGUCACCCAAACCGUCUAUGGAUUUUUGGAUUUCACUACAACAAUAGGAAAUACAGUGAUGAUUUUUUCUCCGCAAAGCUCUGAAGUGAAGCAAAUAGAUAUUUCAACUACUCCAUCGACGCCUAAAAAGGAAGUCAUCGAGAGCAAGCCCCCAAAUCCCAUUACGACAUCUUCAAUCGACAUCAAGCCAUCCAAAAUUGUAAAAGCCGUCGAAAACAAACCCACAAAACCUCUUGAGAAGAUAGUGACAGUCGUUAAUGUAAUCUCCGAGUCUUCCCAACUCUCGGACAAUAAAAUAACGAAACCCCAGCCAUUCUCCGAAGUAAAUGUAAUUAAGGCAUCAACUGAAAACGUCGCCAAAACCCCAUUGAUAAUUUCCAGCAGAGUGGAAGUGGUCGAAGCAGCCACAACGAAGUUACCUCCCAGCAUAAUAUCUAAAGUAGAAGUUUUAAGUGGUCCAGUUGCGUCGUCUAAGAUCGAUAUAAUUACGAAUAAAGACAUCGAGGCCGUACCAGAUGUUGAAGACUCUUCCUUGAUAUUCGGCAAUAACAUCGGAGAACCUGAAUACGAAUUCUUAUCGAGGCAGCCUUCGGAAGUCGUUGAAGAGACGUAUAAAGUCAUCAAUUUCAAACCAGCGAGUUCAAAAUUCAUCUUGAAGCCUAGACAAUCCAACGAUCAUAAGCACAAAGCUACCACGAAGAAAAACAAUUCGAUACAUCCCACAGGCUUGGUGACUAAGCUUGGAGGAACUCUAGUCAAAGAUGGCACAACCAUAGUCCAUGAAACUAGUGUUAUAGGAACCUUCAUUUCAGGAAAAUAUGCACAAGUACUUCAGAGCAGUUCACACGUAGUGGGUUCAUCCCCUAAAGGGAAGAUAUCCGCAUCUCCAACCCUGAGAAUUUUGAAGACAGCGGCGCCAUCUGGACCAAAAGCAGGGAAACGGCAUUUGGAGCCCACACCCUCAGCUUCCAUAAAUGAGGAGACAGCUGUGGAAAAUAGCCAGUCUAAUAGUUUCAAACCCGGUAAAAAAAAUGGUCAGAAGAGAUUCAAGAAUAGACCCAAUGAAGAGGCUCACAGCAAUAAAGAAGAUAACAGGGAAAGGUCAUCUCAAGGUUCUAAAAAAAAAUCCUCCGGUAGAUCUAACGCAAGGAGUUCUAAAAAACACACAACACACAGAACCCACAAAUCCGGUCGAGGUAAUAGAAAAUCAGCCACUACAACUCCACCGUCUGUACACAGCGACGAUGAAUCAAGCCCUCCGACGACAAGAAAAUACCAAUCCAGCGGCGGCAGACGCAACAAACAGAAUCGAUCCAACCCGUCCGAAUCGGCAAUUAAUAACAGCAACGGGGGCGGAUUCAGCAGGAGGGCGUACAAGCCCAAAGUUCAAACAUCAUCAGUCGAAGCGGGCGCAUCUACCAAAUUAUACAAAUUCAAGCUGAACCGUUCGCCUGGAAGGUGGCAAUACAAGACGACGCCAAAGCCGAGGGUGACAAUUAGGAAGCAAAACAACCAUUCGACGGAGGAGGACGAGUACAAAAACGAAACGUCGCAGCUCACGGCCGCCGCCGCCGCCCCCCGACCUGCGGGCGACGCUUCGUCCUUAUCGAAUGAGGCCUCCGCGCCGCAAUCGAGGCAACAGGAGGACGCGGACGGCUUGGAAGGAUCAGAAUCAGUCGCUUCAAUAAUUGAUGACGGCGGUGCCAUUGAAAACAAACUUGACGCGCCGUCCUUUCCCCUGGAGACCAUCAAAGUCGAGAUUUCCACGCCGCCGGACUUCAAAGAUAUAUACUACGAGAUUGCCACCAUCAAGUCCCCGUACACGUUUCAGGUUGGCAGCGUGAAGAACACGAGAUUUAUCACUGUGACAUCAACGUUCGAAAAAAGCCUGAUCAAUACGGAGGAACCAACAGUAUCUCCGACCCCAUCAGCGCCCUUAACGGAAAAUAUUUUAGCUACAUCCAGCAAUUACGACAAAGACAACAAUUUCCUCGAUUCGAGUAUAGCAACUUUACCUCCUAUUUAUCUUGGAUCGGACAUGGAGACCCCGCCCCUGGAGACUGUUACGGAGACGUUCAGCACGACGGAAACGAUGCUGAAGACACAUAUAUUGCCUAUUAUUCGCAGUCCGAAUGAUACUACCACUUCCUCUCUGAUCCAAACUUACUUGAUAACGCGCUUAGUUACAGCAACUAAAACGAAACCCCCGAUGGAGGCGUACGAUUUCGUCCCGAGCAAGACACUGAAGGAGUUCAACAGCCAUCUGGACGAGGCUGGCUCGGAGCUGCACUUAGAGCUCGAGUUCGGCGACCAGAACGAACAGGAUGAGGGAGUGCCAAAACGUGUCUUCCCGCCCGACAUCGAUUUAUCGGACAUCGGGAGCAAGUUCGAUUUGUCCGACGUGGAUAAAAAUAGGGUGCCUGAGGGACAUCUGAGAUUGAAGAAGGCACACUCGACUACUUCGAAGAAUCAACUUCUCCCCGACCUGAAUUCAGCAUCUAACUUCAGCCCUGAUCAACUUCAACAAUUGGCCUUCCUUCGUUUGCUCAACCCUGCAGCCGCCCUUCAGCAACCUCAAGUGAUAACAACAUCGAAGCCAGUUCUGAGGGUGGAAACAUCGUACGAAUCGUACGUGAUCCCGAUCACGAAUGGGCAGCAUACGUUUGCGACGACCUUGUCGAAAAUUGUUGGUACGGUCACAAGAACCGAAUACGAGUAUGCAACGAGCACCAUAAGUCCUGGAAUGCCACAGCAACUUCAGUUCCCACAGGCUCCGCUCAAUCCCCUGUUUCCACCUGUACCUCAAGCACAAAUACAAUUCACAGUUACUUCUUCUCCAGUCGUUCAAACGACGACAGUAACAGAAACAAGGAGUAAAGUACUUAAAAUAACAUUUGGUGCUAAGACAGCAUACACAACAGUACUCUCUUCCACUGUUGUACCAACAGUACUUACAACUUACGUAACAUCUUCAGUUCCUGUACAGCCAACCGCAGCUUUUCCUGGUUUCUUCCCAGCCCCCUAUCCACCAUAUCCGUAUGUAGGAUGACGAUGAGUAUGAAAUAAUAGUGUUGGUAAAGACUAUGAAUGUGUGAUGUACAAAUGAAGAGGAGGUUCAAACUGUAUAUAUGACUCAAGAAUAAUACUCAUAAGCAUAAAAUUCAUGACAUUUGGAAAUUUAUUAUAUGAAAAUGCUCUCCAAAUAAUGCCAACAUAGAACUGAUUUUUGUAACUUAGAAUUGUCGACGAGGUGUUGUAAAUAUUGUUAUUUAAGAUAAAAUAAAUUUUUUUCAAUACA